Messenger RNA from Penicillium robsamsonii, 537 nucleotides. RefSeq lists its product as uncharacterized. The transcript has a single exon. Lineage: Eukaryota; Fungi; Ascomycota; Eurotiomycetes; Eurotiales; Aspergillaceae. The coding region runs from base 1 to 537 and encodes 178 amino acids. The record is from RefSeq and is a predicted model, not a curated record.
AUGAAGAUCACCUAUGAUGGUCUCACGAAUGAGGACCACGAGGCGAUCAAUGAUGGCACAAAGCCGAUCAUCAUCCACAAUUAUCCUUUUCGUUAUGAUCACUGUCGACUGCAACGCCGCUGCCCCGAUUACUAUCCGUCAAAAGAUCCAAGCGGGGAUUUUACACAGUGGAAGACUUAUUAUGACGACGAAAAAAAUCCGGGUUGGAGGAUUGUAGAUGAACCUGACGUUGAAAUCAACGUCACGGAUUCCAAGUAUUUCCGCGGCCUUGAACCAGGGGAAUCUUUUGUCAAAACUCUUAAACUUGAAUCUUUCCACUUGCAUCCCGAUACAGCGGUCGGCGACACAUAUCGAUACCAGUACUGUGGUGGCUGCGUUGACUGGUGGAUUUGGGGUGAUUUCAAAGAGCAUGCAAAUACUGUAGUGAAAUUGCCAUGUUGGCUGCAAGAUUAUGUCGUCGACCCCGAUGAUAAUGAUGGAAGGCCAGUCAUAAUGGUCCCUUCAUCUAAUUUUGUCGAGUUUACUAUUGUUGAAUGA